Molecule: messenger RNA, 1710 nt
Organism: Komagataella phaffii GS115
Lineage: Eukaryota; Fungi; Ascomycota; Pichiomycetes; Pichiales; Pichiaceae
Product: Protein involved in inhibition of translation and nonsense-mediated decay
Exons: 1
Coding region: 1-1710 (569 amino acids)
Biological process (GO): nuclear-transcribed mRNA catabolic process, nonsense-mediated decay
Cellular component (GO): telomerase holoenzyme complex
Molecular function (GO): protein binding; telomeric repeat DNA binding; telomerase RNA binding
Source: RefSeq, a predicted model, not a curated record
AUGAAUUUUGGAAAUGUGACGAAAACACUUCAACAACUGAAAUUCCAAAACGAUGGCCUACUCCAAUCAGGAUUUGUAGAUUCCGCUGCAUUGAUAGAUUUUGUUCAGCUGAGCAGUCAUCAGUUGAAAAUGUUGAUUGUGAAAGAUAUAGCAAAUGUUAUAGCCACAGAUAACACAAUUGAGUGUUUCCAGGCCCCUGUGGUGUUUACUGAGCUUGUUGAUCAGUAUUGGCUAGAUUUUCAACGGCCAACUAUAAAAUACUUUGAGCUUCAGUUGAAAAGGUUAGCAAAUGACAAGAUCGUCAGGACUACAUUAGAUAGUAAUGGUAUUAGCAAGAAGUUUCGGGGUCGAAAAAGAGUGGUGGAGAUUAGAAAGCUCUAUAGCGUUUACCUCAAGUGUAAUAGAAUUUUUUGCCAGUUUCAUAUCCAACUGAUCACAGAACUGCUUUCAGCAUACAAUUUGGACGCAAUCGGUUCUAUUGACCAUAUUUGCAGGCUGUUGCGUAUUGAAAAUCCAAACGGAAGCUGCAAAAAUAUCAAAGGAUUGGCUGUAUGUUCGCAGCUGAUAUAUGUGAUUCACAGAUCCUUAUUAUACUUCGGGAACCUCUCAAGAUACCGCACCCUCUUAGCAACUAAUUAUUUACCCCCUGGUUCUUUAUCCCGUCAGGAUAAGAAGGAAUACAGAAAGUGCUUAGAAUGCUUGAAUCUUGCUAUUUUGCUUUUGCCCUCUCAAGGUGAUCCCCACAACCACAUCGGGCUGAUCGAGAGGUUAAGACGGAACGACUUUAAUAUAAUCUACAACUUUGCCCGAUCAACGAUGACUCGAAUUCACUCACCUAAUGGAUUUAUGAACCUGAUUCUGCAUUUAUCAAGCGAAAUGCUCCUUAAUACAGUUUCAAGGGCAAUUUUAGAACCUGAAAAAUGCCGCUCUACUGUAGAUAGUAAGUUGGUUAAAUGUAAUAAUUAUUUCAUAGCCAUUUUUGGAUUUCAUUUUCUUCCACAAAGGUGGAAUGACUCUCAAAAUAUGAAGUUUACUGAUGUUUCUUGGAAGAACAUUGAAAAUGACUACCGGAAAUCGAUAGCUACCUUGGAUAUUCAUCGACCAGCACACGUGAAGAUUUUGUGGAAACAAGCCAUCAUUUUGAUCAGUGGAUACACUAUUCUUUCUAAUGCCAAGUUCAACCAUGAGUGGAUAGACAGGUCAGAAAAUCUUCUAGAGGCCUACCUCCAGUUUGUGUUUCAUUUCAUUGAUGAAAUCUUAACGAUUUGCACGUCUGGUUAUUCGAUCAACACCGGAUUGUUGCCACUAGUCCGACUUUUCCUUUGCUGGGCGAACCAAGGUGGGCUACCGUUGAAUUAUUUACUCGCAAACUCUUCAACUUUUGACAACUUAGUUCACAUUUGUGAAGUUGCCUCUUUAUUGGUGAACAAGGACGAGCUUUGUAUAUCGAAACCACAGCGGCAGUAUUAUUUUUAUGAAGAUGUCGAUUUGAAAGAGUUUGUUCCCAUUGGAUGUCGCUUCAAAGAUUUCAAUGACUCUUGGAUAUUAGACAAAUCUCAGGAUAGUUAUAAGAAACUCAUUGGUGAGCGCCCAAAAGAAGCUCCCCAUAAUGACGUUGAAUCUGAUGAAGACGCCUUUCGAAUUAAAGCUAUCUCAUAUAUGGUUGACCAGCUUUUGAAAUCUAGAAGCAAACUUGAAAUAUGUUCAUGA